Molecule: messenger RNA, 359 nt
Organism: Tupaia belangeri chinensis (Chinese tree shrew)
Lineage: Eukaryota; Metazoa; Chordata; Mammalia; Scandentia; Tupaiidae
Product: phosphatidylinositol N-acetylglucosaminyltransferase subunit Y-like
Exons: 1
Coding region: 3-236 (77 amino acids)
Biological process (GO): GPI anchor biosynthetic process
Cellular component (GO): glycosylphosphatidylinositol-N-acetylglucosaminyltransferase (GPI-GnT) complex
Source: RefSeq, a predicted model, not a curated record
GGAUGUUUCUGUCUCUCCCUACGCUGACUGUUCUUAUUCCACUGGUCUCUUUAGCAGGGCCACUGGUCUCUUUAGCAGGGCUGUUCUACUCGGCCUGGGGGAAGAAAACUUGCCGCAGGGCUGCGAGCACAGCCAGCCUCUGCUCCUACAGCCUGUUCCUGCCAGUCACCAUCCCCGUGUAUGUGUUCUUCCUCCUUUGGACUUGGAUGGGUAUUAAACUCUUCUGGCAUAAUUAAUUCAACCAGAGCCAGGAUGGUGUAUAUGUCAGUGACAGGCUUGGGGCAUCUAUCUUUGACAGCCCAAGUAGAGGGGAAUACUGGAGACCCAUUUAUUUUGCAGGAAAGACAUUUUGCCAUGUA